Messenger RNA from Dromaius novaehollandiae (emu), 6756 nucleotides. It is a transcript of the gene SCUBE3, whose product is annotated as signal peptide, CUB domain and EGF like domain containing 3. Gene Ontology annotation, molecular function: calcium ion binding. NCBI's taxonomy places the organism in Eukaryota, Metazoa, Chordata, Aves, Casuariiformes, Dromaiidae. The transcript is spliced from 21 exons. Gene Ontology annotation, biological process: signal transduction. Gene Ontology annotation, cellular component: cell surface. The coding region runs from base 242 to 3271 and encodes 1009 amino acids. The record is from RefSeq and is a predicted model, not a curated record.
AACUGCCCUGGGUCUCCUUCCCUCGCUCUCUGCCUCCUCAGCAGCACCGGGAGCCCCAAACUGAGCCCGGAGCAGCUUUUUCCAUCAUUUCGGGCUCCCUCCCCUCCCUCUGCCUCCCACCGGCGCGAAGCGAGCCCCUGCCCUCGCUCGCUUCCCCCUUGCGUGCGCAGCCCCUUGUUUCUUCCAAAGCACGAGAAACCCCCCGUCUUGCCCCCGUUCCUCCCCGCAGGCUGCGAUCGCGAUGGGCGCUCUGCGGAUCGCUGGAUUUUCCGUGCUGCUCCUUCUCCUCCGCUCUGGAAGCGCGCUGGCGAAUAAAGCCGGUCAAGACGUCGACGAGUGCGUCGAGGGCACCGACAGCUGCCACAUCGACGCCAUCUGCCAGAACACCCCCCGGUCCUACAAGUGCAUCUGCAAGUCGGGCUACGCCGGCGACGGCAAGCACUGCAAAGACGUGGACGAGUGCGAGCGGGAGGACAACGCCGGCUGCGUGCACGAGUGCGUCAACAUCCCCGGCAACUACCGCUGUACCUGCUACGACGGCUUCCGCCUGGCCCACGACGGCCACAACUGCCUGGACCUGGACGAGUGCGCCGAGGGCAACGGCGGCUGCCAGCAGACCUGCGUCAACAUGAUGGGCAGCUACGAGUGCUUCUGCCGCGAGGGCUUCUUCCUCAGCGACAACCAGCACACCUGCAUCCAGCGCCCCGAAGAGGGGAUGAACUGCAUGAACAAGAACCACGGCUGCGCCCACAUCUGCCGGGAGACCCCCAAGGGGGGCAUCGCCUGCGAGUGCCGCCCGGGCUUCGAGCUCACCAAGAACCAGCGCGACUGCAAACUGACCUGCAACUACGGGAACGGCGGCUGCCAGCACACCUGCGACGACACGGAGCAGGGCCCCAAGUGCGGCUGCCACGUGAAGUUCCUGCUGCACUCGGACGGCGUCACCUGCAUAGAGACCUGCGCCGUGAACAACGGCGGCUGCGACAGCAAGUGCCACGACGCGGCCACGGGCGUCCACUGCAGCUGCCCCAUGGGCUUCAUGCUCCAGCCCGACCGCAAGACCUGCAAAGACAUCGACGAGUGCCGGCUCAGCAACGGCGGCUGCGACCACAUCUGCAGGAACACCGUGGGCAGCUUCGAGUGCAGCUGCAAGAAGGGCUAUAAACUGCUCAUCAACGAGAGGAGCUGCCAAGACAUCGACGAGUGCUCCUUCGACCGGACCUGCGACCACCUCUGCAUCAACACCCCCGGCAGCUUCCAGUGCCUCUGCAACAAGGGCUACACGCUCUACGGGCUCACGCACUGCGGAGACGUCGACGAGUGCAGCAUCAACCGCGGCGGCUGCAGGUUCGGCUGCGUCAACACCCCCGGCAGCUACCAGUGCACCUGCCCCGCCGGCUGCAAGCUGCACUGGAACAAGAAGGAUUGCACAGAGCUGGCCCACCGCCCGCCAGGUUCGGUGCCGCCGCGGGCCACCCUCACCUGCAACAAGGCGGGCAAGAAGGAGAGCUGCGCCCUCACCUGCGCCUCCACGGCCCGCUUCCUGCCAGAGUCGGAGAGCAGCUACACGGUGAGCUGUGGGACGCCGGUCCCCCGCCCCGCCGGCGGCCAGCCGAGAGCCGGCAACGGCAGCCAGCACUGCGCCGACACCGCCGCCCCCGUCAAGCAGAAGGCCUCCUUCAAGAUCAAGGACGCCAAGUGCCACCUGCACCCACGCGCCAAGGGGAAGCCCGAGGAGGCCGGCAAGGCGGCGGCGGCAGGUGAGGGCCGGCGGGGCCGGGCGCCGCGGGGCCGUGGCCCGGUGCUCAGCGCCAUCUUGCCGCCUCCAGGCGCCGCGGCCGCCCCCUGCUCCGACUGCCAGGUCGCCUUCGUCAACCUCAAGUGCGACUCCUCCAAGAAGGGCAAGGGCCGCCGGGCCCGCAACUCCGCCGGCAAGGAGGUGACGCGCAUCACGCUGGAGUUCGAGGCGGAGGUGGCGCCGGAGGAGAUCACGGCCAGCUGCAACCUCAACUGCCUGCGGCAGAAGGUGGAGAAGAAGCUCAAGGCGGCCCUCAAGGCCCUGAAGAAGUCGAUAAACCAGGAGCGCUUCCUGCUGCGCUUCGCCGGCAUGGAGUACGAGGUGGCGAGGAAGCUGGGCGCGGCGCCCGAGCGGCAGGAGAGCUGCGGGCCGGGCCAGCAGCGCCUGGCCGCCAAGUGUGUUAGCUGCUCGCAGGGAACGUAUUACCACGGCCAGACGGAGCAGUGCGUGCCCUGCCCGCCCGGCACCUACCAGGAGAAGGAAGGCCAGCUCUCGUGCGACCUGUGUCCCCGGAGCGACGCCUUCGGCCCCGUGGGAGCCACCAACAUCACGGGCUGCACGGGUCAGUGUCCCCCCGGCCAGCACUCUGCCGACGGCUUCCAGCCCUGCCAGCCGUGUCCCCGCGGCUCCUACCAGCCCGAGGCGGGGCGGGCGCUGUGCUUCCCCUGCGGCGGGGGGCUCAGCACCAAGCACGAGGGAGCCCUCUCCUUCCAGGACUGCGACACCAAAGUGCAGUGCUCCCCCGGGCACUACUACAACACCAGCGUCCACCGCUGCAUCCGCUGCGCCCUGGGCACCUACCAGCCCGACUUCCGCCAGAACUACUGCGUCGCCUGCCCCGGCAACACCACCACCGACUUCGACGGCUCCACGUCUGUCGCCCAGUGCAAAAACCGCCAGUGUGGAGGGGAGCUGGGUGAAUACACGGGCUACAUCGAGUCGCCCAACUACCCGGGGAAUUAUCCCGCCAACGUCGAAUGCACCUGGAACAUCAACCCGCCACCCAAGCGCAAGAUCCUCAUCGUGGUCCCGGAGAUCUUCCUGCCGUCCGAGGACGAGUGCGGGGACGUCUUGGUCAUGAGGAAAAACUCCUCCCCCUCCUCCAUCACCACCUACGAGACGUGCCAGACAUACGAGAGGCCCAUCGCCUUCACGGCCCGCUCGCGGAAACUGUGGAUCAACUUCAAAACCAGCGAGGCCAACAGUGCCCGGGGCUUCCAGAUCCCCUACGUCACCUACGAUGAGGACUACGAACAGCUGGUGGAGGACAUCGUCCGGGACGGCAGGCUAUACGCCUCCGAGAACCACCAGGAAAUACUCAAGGACAAGAAGCUCAUCAAAGCUUUCUUCGACGUGCUGGCCCACCCCCAAAACUACUUCAAGUACACGGAGAAACACAAGGAGAUGCUGCCGCGCUCUUUCAUCAAACUCCUCCGCUCUAAAGUCUCCAGCUUCCUCAGGCCUUACAAAUAGCCCUCUGCACCCCACCGCCUCUUGGGCCACCUUACAGCCAAGGAAACUUUCUUCUUUCCUUCUUAUUUCAUUUUUUCUCCUUCCUCCUACUCGGCUUUGGAAACCAACAGGAUCGCCAGGUCUCGCUACGCAGAUGCCUCGACACUGUUUCUCCUCCGCACUCUCCGGACCUGCCUCGGCAAGGCUGUGUCCCCCCCAGGGCUGGAGACACGCUGGCCUCCCCCGGCCUGAGCUUCCAGCGCAGGGACGACCGUCACUCCGGGGAAACCCGUCCUCUUUCGAAGCAGCUUCUUCAUUUUAGAAGACUGAAGUGCAGCCGCUUGCCCUGAGUGCCAGCCUGGCCUUUCGGUGGCCUUUGUAUUAUCUUUCACUUCCUUCACGCGUCCGCACCACAUCUGUCUCUGCUCCUAGAUGCCGUCCACAGCCGCACCCAUGGGACGCAGCGAGGGCUCGUUUUUCUUCCUGCAAACGGGGCUGGCGGCGGCGGCGGCCAGACCGAGCUGUUUCUCGGAGGCGUGCGAGGGAAGGCUUGACAGCAGAAGGUAACACCAUAUUUAUCAUAGCACGUGGGCCUCAAACAUCAACACAGCUUUGCAGAGAUCGGGCGAGUAAAAUACAUACUUCAUGAAAAAAGGAAAAAAACGACAAAGAAUAUUGAAAAAAAGAGAUAGAGGACAGAACGCACGACAGCAACUAGCAACCGAGCGGCGGUUGCAGUGGUGGCUGCGGCGGCCGGGCGGCCGUCCCUCCGGAGAGCCUGGUUGGCGCUCUGUGUUUUGAGGAAAGCGUGGCCAAGCUGCGUUCUCGGAGAACAAUGUCUGGCUACGCGGGAGAAAAAAUGGAAUGAACGAGAAAGACUUUCAGCCGGGUUCAUUUUUGUCCCCCCACAAACACUUGUGCCAAGAAACCAGACUUUGUUACAAGCUCUGCCAAAGAGUAACUCGUUGACAGGAAAGCAAGCUUUGUGAAGAGCAGGAGUAAAUGUUUGUGCACUAGGAUAUUCUCCUUUCUACCUUUUUCAUAUGUAUUAAGUGCAAUCAUUUGAGUCUUCUUUAUAUUAUUUAGAGGGAAGUUUUUUCUACUAGGAACUACAAUAUUUAUACCUGCCUGAGAAAUGAGAAUGUGUGUUUGUAACAAAAAAAAAACAACAAACCAAACCCAGUCCUGGAUUGACGGUGACCAGCAUGAUGGUGUUUUCAGACCUUGGAAUCUUUUCUUCCGGUAUUUGUUCCUGGCGAAGCAUCCCUUAGGUCGAAGAGGCAGAGGAGCUGGCGUCUCCCCACCUCCGAGAAGGAAGGGUUGGCUGCUCCCUGCAAUGGCUUGAGUUCUUGCCGUGGUUUGACGGCAUCUUGGUCCAUCCAUGGAGGAGCCCGCGUGCUCCGGCUGUGUGAGGUCCCACCGGGCUGAUCCUUCUCUGUUGUCGCAGGCUGGUGGGGAAAGGCCAAGCCACAAAGCUGAGCGGUCUCGGUCGCGGUGCCGCUGGCGCUGCUCUCGGCUGCGUGGUUUUGUGCCGAUCCUCCUCGGCGGCCCUGUGGCCACUGAGCGGGCGCGAGCGGGUGGUUUGAUCCCUGUCGCGCUCCCUGGCCUCCUGUCCCAGCUGCAAGGCACAGCUCGGGUCGGGGAAGACCCCGCUGCCGAACUCAGCCGCGUUGCCUGCCUGCCGCUUCAUGCAAACCGUUUGUUUUUAUUAAUGCGUUCGAAGACAGGCCGUGUCCCGUCCCCGAGAAGCUGAAACCCAAGCGAGACUGUGCACCGAGUGCGGUGCCGCGGCAGAAAUCCCAGCGCGUGGAUUGGGAACGAGGACCAGCAAAGGCAGGCGCGGAAAGGAGGCGGGAGCUGCUCCCAGCUGAGCCUUGCAGACGGAUUUGUCCCCCAGCAUUGUCCCGUGGCCGACAGCCACAGCCAGACAGGGCACCUGGGGACAGGGCCCAAACCCGCUGCUGCUGCCCGUCGUCCCGCUCCUCCUCCUCCUCCCUGUGCUCCCCAAACUUCGCCUCCCUUUCCAAUCCUCCCAUCAGCUCUUGGCCGUCAUCUUCCCUCGCGGCGCUGCAGCUUCAUCCCCAUCUUGAUCCCCUCAAAGACCUGGAGCUGCCAGGAGUAAAUGUGGUCGACUUGUGUACAGCUUUCCUGUUUGCGGUCCCCCUCCCUUCCUUCUGUCCCCGUCCCUGCUCGUCUCGGGCUGUCCCUAGCCCACAUCUGGGACGAGCACUGCUCCUCGGGAGACGCAGCGCAGACCCUUAAUGAAUGAUUAUUUAUUGCGCUAUCCAUUCCCCCGCUGGCCCAGGCUUUUGGGGCCGCGAGCCCCAGGUCAGUCCUUGCUGAAAUGGGGAGGCAGCUGCUCACCCGCGUUUUCUCUCCAUGAUCUGUCUGUGCUGCUGAACCGCCCCGAGAGCUUCUUCUGGGCUUUAUUAGGAGCUGCGGGUUGGCUUAGCGCUGGCAGAAUGGAGCUGAGGUUUGUCCCCAAGAUGCAUUCGUUGGAAAAGUCUGCACUGAUUCGUAGCAGCUGUGGCUUUACCCCUCCUGCCGCCCGGCUCCAAGCCUGUUUGGAAGUUUGACAUCUGUGGGCUGAGAUGUUUGUCACUUGGUUGGUGUCUGAAAGCAGCUGCUUUGAUGCACAAAAGCUGUUGCAGGGAUUUGGAGUUUUUUUUAUUGCUCCGGGGCAGUUGCAGCAGAGCAGUGACCGUUGAAAGGGUCUUUCAUAUUUAGAAGAAAGCAAGCAGGAAUGACCAACCCUGCUGUACUUUGUGGUCUUUAGGGUAUUCCUUGUUGUCCUUUGGUUGUGUCAUUCCAGGGCUCUCCUAUGAGCUCUGUCCCCCCCCAAAAAAUCAUCCUUCGGCACCCACACAGCAUCCUUUUGACAACUGGAGGAUGCAGGAGUUGUUACAGUCAGACAGAGGGAAUUGCUACUUAAAAACCUCCGGUGAGCAGUUGUCUCCCUUCAGCUACCAAGGUGGCCACGAUCUCUGUUCGCCCAUGGCCAGGAGGCAGUGAAACAUCACUCCAGGGCUGCCAGGGUGACCGUCCUGUGCAGCCUUCUGGUGUAAACAACGGUAUCUUGUAACAUAACCUUCCCCUCCUUUCACCACCAGUCUCAAAAAACAGAAUGAAAAGAUUCCUGGGGCCGUUGGAAAGAACCACCACACGGCCAUUAAAUCCCUUUCUUCACUCCCACCCCUGCCCCGCUAGAUGACUCGGAAAAGGUUUGAAAGGCUGAAAACUGCAUCAGCCACCUCUCUGAUGUAUUGAAUGUUUCAGCGUAGUAAACGUAACUAAGGGUUGGGGUUUUUUUCAUGUUGGAAUAUUUAUAUCUGCCUUUUGCAGUGGGCCACAACUUACCAUCUUCAGCAAAACGGUUCAAGUAAUGAGAAAGAUGUAGUUCAUAAAGUUAUUUGCACUUGAUUAAAAAAAAAUGUAUCUGAACUUUGUAAAAAGAAAUGUUUGCAUUUUGUAUUGUCUUUUUUUAAUUAUUAAAUGGAAUUUCUUGG